AUGUUCGAGAUGCUGGUGGACUUCAGCAACUUCCUCACUAGGCUAAAUGUCACCUUUAUGGUGUCUGAGGGCACACUUCUUGGCGCAGUUCGAGAUGAGGAUAUAAUUCCGUAUACGGCAGACCUGGACAUAUUCGUACCACGAGAAGGUUGGGAACGGGCAAUGCUCAUCAACGAGGAGCAGAUGGGCCCGAAGUCCUACCACUUCAUGGUCGAUCCAGACCAGCCGCACUGUGCCCGGCUGUGUGCUGUGUGGGAGGGCUACCCUGUAAAUCGAGCGCCUUUCAACGAACACUUUGAAUGGGACACCGAGAAGGUGGGCAACGACCUGGCCUAUUACAUGGACAUUUACGAUGAAGACAUGGACUUCGCCAUUGCCACCAAGCACCUGAUCUACCCACCAUCUGCCGUGAAAAUCCGCAAUCACACGUUUCCUGCACCGCGGGAGAAGGAGAUUUACGUGGAGGCAAGGUAUGGGCCCUCCUGGCGCGUCCCCGACCAUCAGGCCAGGGAGCUGGCGGAGAAGUAUCCAACCCUCGAAGAGGCAAGGGUCUGGUCUCAGAACAUGCUCAUGUUGCGGGAAGCACGUCAGGAUUUGCAUGCCGGGUUCCGCCUUCUAGAGCGAGCCAGCGUUAGCUUCAAGACGGGUGAUAUACAAAUCCGGGCAGAUCAGGACCCGCCUCAUUACUCGGCCAAGGCCGUGGUCCUUGAGGGCUUCGAGAUGUCCGCAGACCGGAAGGUCACUGCUGGGAGGGUGACGAUCUUCCCCCCCGAGCUGGAGGAAGAGCAGAUCGUGGAGUACGUCAUGUACUGGGCCAAGCAGGAGAUUUCUUGGUCAGAUGAGCUGCUGAUUCAGCGUGUGGACUCAGGCUUCUCUUCUGAGGAGGACGCCACCGAGAGCUCGACCACGAAUGAGGCUUUGUGGUACACUCCAGAAGUGAUUCGGCCUGUCGUCAAGAUCUGGCGCUGCAAAAUGGCGGCUAAUCCCUUCAAGGCCUGCAGCGUCCGCGGCAUGCCCUUGCAGGUGGCAAUUCCCACAGGCAUUUCCGUGCCAGAGACAGCAACUCACUUCGGAGUUACGGCAGCAAACGAGGCAGGGGAGAACGCCCGGCUGACGGCUGUACGGUUGUCUGGAGAGGAGCAAGACGGGUUCUCGAGCAAGGUCCUCUUGGGAGUCUUGCAAGGCUUUUCCACGACGAAUCGGGCAGAAUGUGGUGCAGGUCAGCAUUCCUUGGCACUCGAUGGCUGGAAGAAUGCCUUGGAUUCGAUGAUGAAGCGCAACGAUGCUUCCAUGAAGGAGGCGUUGAGCCUGUUGUCAGACUGGCUGGAGCCUGUUGCUCUCACACUUCAGGACUGUGGCGCUUCCAACUCGCACCAAGAGUUUGCAGCAGCCCUGUUGCGCCUCCGCAAUGGUGUUAUGUUCUACCAACCCGGUCAGGCGCUGUCAAUCGACAAGGUGUCCAUCUUCCAUUGGGUGAACACUGCCAUCGCCUCUUUCAGGAGGGAGGAGUACGGGUUGUUCGGCAGGGAUGUUGGCAAUCUCGUGCGCCAGCUGGUCCCGCUAUCCCCGGUUCAAGAGCAGGCUGCAUCGAAGCCCGCCGAGUCCGUUGUGCCUGAAACCGCGGCGGAUGCCGACGAAUCUGUGUCCUCCAGCUCGUCUGCGCAGGGCCUGAAAGUGGCGCGUACAGAAUGA
This is a messenger RNA of Symbiodinium sp. CCMP2592, 1692 nucleotides long. NCBI's taxonomy places the organism in Eukaryota, Dinophyceae, Suessiales, Symbiodiniaceae. The record is from the annotation of a GenBank genome assembly.